This is a messenger RNA of Fusarium mangiferae, 306 nucleotides long. RefSeq lists its product as uncharacterized. The coding region runs from base 1 to 306 and encodes 101 amino acids. The record is from RefSeq and is a predicted model, not a curated record. The transcript is spliced from 2 exons. NCBI's taxonomy places the organism in Eukaryota, Fungi, Ascomycota, Sordariomycetes, Hypocreales, Nectriaceae.
AUGGCGAGACUUACUAUCCGCAAAGAUACCAAGCUACACGCCAAUCCUGGCGAUGAUACCGAUGGCAACCCUUUCGAUAAUACCGUAGGCCUUUUCUGGUUCUUCAAGAGUACUUGUCCCUACAUGCAAGCUCGUCACGACUACAUUACUGCUAUUCUCAAUGUCCGCACCGGAGAAGCCGUCGAGAUUGCUCUCCGAGAACCUCUUGAAAUGCUGCGUCUCUGCCUAGCCGACAACCUCGGCGUUCGCUCACAAGAAAGGCGGCUCCAGUUACGACUGGCGCGACAUGAUCUUGCCGUUCCUUGA